AUGGAAAAAGCUGGUGUUUUCGUUUGUCUCAUGAUUGUUCUCCUAGAUUUUGCCGCUGGUUUUCUCGGCAUCCAAGCACAUGUAAAGAGAUUAGAGUGUCGACAGCCAAAUGAUGAAGCUUUCGAGCUCGGGCUGAUUGCAGCUGUUCUACUAGCUUUAUCCCAUGUUUCUGCAAAUUUGCUCGGUGGCUGCAUGUGCAUCUGUUGCACUGAGAAGCUUGAGAAUAAAUCAUCUGGUAUAAGGAAAUUCUGGUUCGGGUGCCUCGAUUGUAGUGGCGGUUGGAUUUCCAGCGCUGGUGAUGGGAAUGCUGGAGAUUUCGAAAUCAAAAGGGACGUGCCACCAGCUUUGAGUGCAAUUCAUGGCAUCACUUUACUAGACCCAGAAUUUACCAUCUUCCCUCCCAUCCCCAACAUCUCACAACUUCACUAUCUCUCUCCAUUUUCUUCUUCAAAAAUGGGUUCAAAGAACCAGAACAAACCUCCAUUUCAACAUAACACUACUCUCACAACUACUUCUACUACCAUCACAGUCCCUUUUAAAAAAUACAGUGCUGAUGCGGUGAGUGAAGAUAAGGGACGAAGGCUUGGAUUCGAGAAAAUGGUUGGCACCGCAAAUAAUGGUCGGCCCCGGCUAGCUUUCUCACUCGUAAAUGGCUCCCAAGACCUUGGCUCCGAUAGUGCGCCACCGAGUGUUGCCGGUUCAGAAUGUGGUGGUAUUGAGUUCACGAGAGAGGAUGCGGAAGCACUAGUGAAUGAGAAAAUGAAAUACAAGAACAAAUUUAACUACAAGGAGAGAUGUGAGAAUAUGAUGGAGUGUUCUGGAAGGCUUUGCACGAAGCUUUGGGUACCCGUUUGA
Hibiscus syriacus is the source of this 855-nucleotide messenger RNA. RefSeq lists its product as uncharacterized. The record is from RefSeq and is a predicted model, not a curated record. The transcript has 6 exons. NCBI's taxonomy places the organism in Eukaryota, Viridiplantae, Streptophyta, Magnoliopsida, Malvales, Malvaceae. The coding region runs from base 1 to 855 and encodes 284 amino acids.